This is a messenger RNA of Echinops telfairi (small Madagascar hedgehog), 667 nucleotides long. Its product is annotated as cytochrome c oxidase assembly factor 8. Bases 1 to 570 code for a protein of 189 amino acids. Lineage: Eukaryota; Metazoa; Chordata; Mammalia; Afrosoricida; Tenrecidae. The transcript has 5 exons. Gene Ontology annotation, biological process: intrinsic apoptotic signaling pathway. The record is from RefSeq and is a predicted model, not a curated record. Gene Ontology annotation, cellular component: mitochondrion.
AUGGCGGCCCUGGGGCCCAGGAGCAAGCCCCUCGUCCCCGCGCUGUGCCGCGCCUUUGCCGACUGCGGCCGCCAGCUCACCCCGGAGUGCGCCGCCGAGCGCAGGGACGCGGCACCCAGCAGGGCCUCAAGAUUCUGCCCACCAAGACAGUCUUGCCAUGACUGGAUCGGACCCCCAGACAGACAGUCCAACCUCCGACCUGUUCAGUUCUACGUCCCCGAAGAUGAGUCACCCUUGGAACAGAGGCUGCGGGAGCUAAGACAAGAAACACAGGAAUGGAACCAGGAGUUCUGGGCAAAUCAGAAUUCAACUUUUAUGAAGGAGAAAGAAGAGUUCAUCCACUCGAGGCUGAAGGCGAAAGGCCUGGCACUGAGGACUGAGUCAGGUCAAAGGGCAACACUGAAUGCAGAAGAAAUGGCUGAUUUUUACAAGGACUUUCUCAGUAAGAAUUUCCAGAAGCAUAUGUAUUAUAACAGAGACUGGUACAGACGCAACUUUGCCAUCACCGUCUUCAUGGGGAGAGUGGCCCUGCACAGGGCCUGGAAGCGGCUCCGCUCAGGCCGGCGAUGACCCAGCGAGCCUGGAGCCUGAUGACUGCCGUGCUAGACCUGCCGCCGCAUCCCAGAUGGCUGGUGUCUCCGAGGGUCCCAAAGUGCAGGCACGGUCC